Molecule: messenger RNA, 1167 nt
Organism: Cetraspora pellucida
Lineage: Eukaryota; Fungi; Glomeromycota; Glomeromycetes; Diversisporales; Gigasporaceae
Source: the annotation of a GenBank genome assembly
AUGGAUCAAAAUUAUGAAGAUUGGGACAACGAUAAUAAUAGUGUUACUUCUUAUUACGCAACCCCACCUACGUCUCCCAUUAUACAACCUGUUUAUAAUGCAGAUGAAACAAAGAAUUUCUCUCAUAACAAUGUCAAUAUCAACUUAUCUUCAUUAUCAGAUUUAAUGAGUGAACCAAUAUCGUUGUGUGACGAUAACAUCGGCUAUAUGAUUAAGAGUGUGAUUAUCGAUGAUUCUGUUUCCCCUCAAAAUGAUAUCCGUCAUAAUUUUGAUUCGGUGUAUACCCCUUCUACCCAAUUGAAAAAUUUACCAACUAUUUCUACGAUAUCUUCGACUUCUCUUGAAUAUCUUACAUCUUUAUCUAUUUCCAAGUCACCUUCUUCUGCAACUCUAUCUUCCUCACCUUCUUCAACUAAUACAACUUCUGUACAACCGCUGAUAUUAUCAAAAGUUGAUAUUUCUCAAUGUCAUUUUAGUCAUACAAACGAUGCUUAUCCAACUAUCAUAAAUGCCAAUUAUCGAGGUGAUAUGGCAUUUCUCUAUAAAGUUGGUGAUGAUUUGAAUCUAAAUGGUGGUGGUGAAAUUUCUUGCUGUAUUAAUGGAAUGUCUGAUGAAAUUUCUAUCCCAUUUAAUCAAUUAUGUGGAUUUAAAAUUACUUCUGAAAACAAACUUAUUAUAAAAUUUAAACAAAGUUUUAAAAGAACCUACCGCCGCCAUCUUGGUGGAUACCCGUAUCUUUUAGAUCCUACAAUUUUGCAAACAGAUCCAUCAGGUGGAAAAUUUAAUUGUUUAAGUUCUCUUACCUUGAUCCCUGAUAUUUCUGAAGAUUCUUCAAAAUUGGCCAAAAUUGAAACGGAAAUUGAAAGAUUAUGGUUUAAUAAACAUGGUGUUCGUAAUGAACUCGCUAAAGAUAACAGGCAAAAAUUGUAUAUAACUUGUGUAUUCCCUACCGAACGUCGUGCUAUCGCUGUUCCAAUGGAUUCUUCUUAUCACAAGUUAUUAGAGGUUCUUGAAUCAAGAUUUAAUCUAGCAAUGGAUAAUUUUAAUCUCAGAUUUAGGAAUAAACAUGGUGAUGUUGUUGUAUUAAAAGGUGAUGACUGUUGGGAAAUGGCAAAAAGUGAAGCAAGUGGGAAGAAUUUGGCCAGAUUAGAACUUCUUAUUUGGUAA